CAAAUCAAAUCUAGAUCUGGGUUUUUCUCAAAUCUAGAUCUGGGUUUUUCUCAAACCCAUAUCUCCAUUGCCAUCUUCCACCCCCCCCCCCAUAACAUAGUUACUUAAGAUGCUCUCUUCUCCUCCUUUCUCAUCCUUGUUUGUCCCUUUCUCAAAACUCAAUGUUUCUCCGAACCCACCUCCUGUAACUCACGCCACACUCAAUUCUAUACUCCGAGUGCCACCGCCACAACCACCAGUCGUUAUACUUCUAGGGAAGAACAGGGAUCUUGUUAUCUGAGACCUCAGGGUAUGGCAUCCUGCACAUCGUUGUACAAGAUUCUGGGUAUAUCGGUGGGGCUAUGGAGACGAAUACAGGCGUUGACAGCCACGGGCAUCAUGAUGAUGAAGAUGAUCAGGGAGAUGGGGUGCCAAAACAAGUUGAGGAAGAGGAGGAACAUGACAACAAUCAUGUAGUUUGUGCGGAAGAAUGCGACAUUGGUUCCAAUUCUUUGUAGGGAGACGUUGACGUUGGAUGGGAAAAAUCCAUAUAUAGGUUUGAGAAAAAUCCAAAUCUGGAAUUGAGAAAAACCUAGAUUUGGGUUUGAUUGGGAGAGGAGGAAGAAGGAAGAAGAGAGAAAAAGAAUAGGAAGAAGAAAGAAGAAGGAUGAGUGGGGAAAGGAAGGAAGAAGUUUGAUUUUUGAAGGAUUGAGAGAGAGAGGAGAAGAGGAAGAAAAAAAUCCAGCACUGGUGAUGGUCAACCCAGAUUCGCUUAAUCUCUGUAAAGAAAAAAAACCUAAAAUGGUGAAAUGGAAAAAUGGAAUGAGAAGAGAUGUCGAAGGAAUAAUGGCCUAAGGACAAGAGAGAGAGACAGAGGGGAAGAGUGAAGAAGAACAGGCUUAGGAAUGAAUGAGAGAAAGAGAGGAAUGAUGAAGAAGAACAGGAGAAUGAGGAAGAAAAGGUUAAUCGACUU
Molecule: messenger RNA, 952 nt
Organism: Rubroshorea leprosula
Lineage: Eukaryota; Viridiplantae; Streptophyta; Magnoliopsida; Malvales; Dipterocarpaceae
Source: the annotation of a GenBank genome assembly